Linum trigynum is the source of this 3082-nucleotide messenger RNA. The record is from the annotation of a GenBank genome assembly. NCBI's taxonomy places the organism in Eukaryota, Viridiplantae, Streptophyta, Magnoliopsida, Malpighiales, Linaceae.
CAACAUGUUAAACUUCACAUGAUGUGAGAUAUAUAAUUUAACAAUCCUAUGAAUUAUGAAAGUCCAAAUUAGAUCGAUUAGUCCAUAAGUCGGUGAUCAAGUUGACCCUCAAACCACAAUGGUGAGACAUCCCAUGAGCUCUAAAUGAGCCAACUCACGAGUUGAGCUCAACAAGCCACCGAGUCGAGCUAGCUCGCGAGCUUCACGAGCUGAACAAAGCUAAGCUCAAACUUGGCUCAUCAGUAAACGAAUCGAGUUUCGAACGAGUUUUUCCCGAUUCGAGCCUCGAGUUGCUCGCGAGUACCUUGGCUCAUUUACAGCCCUAAUGGUGAUCGAAUAAUUAGAGAAAAUUACUUCAUUUGCAAUAUGGGCCCGAUCUGAAUAUUUUAUUGUGGCUGGACAACCAAGAACCGUUAUUCAGUAUCGGCCCAUUAAGUAGACCAACACUAAGGUUUGGGUCCUUGAAAGUUGAAACGGGAAUAAAUGGAAGAGUCCAGAUCCAUGUGAAAUUUUAUUUCAAUAUAAAACAAGGAAAUUAUUUUAAUAUAAAUCGAAAAACUAAAAUAUUUAGUGAACAUUACAAAACCCUAGUGCGGCCGUCUAUCUUCACUCCUUUGUCGCCCGUAGAAGAAGUCUUUCCACACUAUCUCUGCUUGUGCUGCUUUGUCGAAGAACGCUCGGCCUCCAAAGCAAGUCCUUCUAUCUCUUCCUCCUUUCCUGAAAUUUCCUUGCAGUUCGAUCUUAGUUUCUACCGGAUUUCUGCUAAUGGGACUGAUUUCUCAGUUCUAUUAGAGCUUUUUCCAUAUCUCUGAAUGUUUUCUAUGUUUUUUUUAGAUCUGUGAUCAGCGAGGCUACGUUUUUUCGGCUGGCAACAAUGGCUCUGAAAUUGUAUGCAGGGUAUCCAGGAAACAAAAAUGCAAACAAGGCUCGUAUUGCUGCUGAGUACUCUGGUGUGAAGAUUUCUAUGGUUGACAAUUUUGAGAUGGGUGUCACAAACAAGACUCCUGAAUUUCUCAAGAUGAACCCCAUUGGAAAAAUUCCAGUCCUCGAGACACCCGAGGGUGCUGUUUUUGAGAGCAAUGCAAUUGCUCGAUAUGUUGCCAAGUUGAAGGCGGACAAUCCUCUCUUUGGUUCUACUACAAUUGAAUAUGGCCAGAUUGAACAAUGGAUUGACUUCUCAUCUUUGGAGAUUGAUGCCCCCCUCUUGAGUUACUUUAAAGCUAGGAUGGGAUGGACUCCUUAUUUCCCCGCUGUUGAGGAAGCUACACUUGCUGACUUGAAGAGAGGUCUCGGAGCAUUGAACACCCAUCUUGCCUCAAACACCUAUGUGGUCGGGGACUCCAUCACUUUAGCUGACAUUGUCGUGGCAUGUAAUCUGUACUUGGGAUUUGCCAGACUCUUGCCCAAGACCUUUACCUCUGAAUUCCCUCAUGUUGAGAGAUACUUCUGGACACUCGUUAAUCAACCAAAUUUUAAGAAAAUUCUUGGUGAUGUCAAGCAAACAGAUUCUUUCCCACCUAUUGAGUCUGCAAAGAAACCUGGUCAGCAAAAGGAGAAGGCAAAGUCCAAGGAAGCACCAAAGAAAGAAGUGAAAAAGGAGGAGCCUGCUAAGCCCGCAGCUGCCGAGGCAGAAGAAGAGGCACCAAAGCCUAAAGCCAAGAACCCUCUUGAUUUGCUGCCUCCGAGCAAGAUGAUUUUGGAUGACUGGAAGAGGCUCUACUCCAACACCAAGUCCAACUUCCGUGAGGUGGCAAUUAAAGGCUUCUGGGACAUGUAUGACCCUGAGGGCUAUUCACUAUGGUUCUGUGACUACAAGUACAAUGACGAGAACACCGUCUCAUUCGUCACCUUGAACAAGGUCGGCGGGUUUCUCCAAAGGAUGGAUUUGGCCAGGAAGUAUGCGUUUGGUAAAAUGCUGAUCAUCGGUGGACAGCCACCCUUCAAGGUGAAGGGGCUGUGGCUCUUCCGCGGUCAAGAAAUCCCUCAGUUCAUCAUUGAUGAGUGCUAUGACAUGGAGCUCUACGAGUGGAAGAAGGUAGACAUCACCGAUGAAGCCCAGAAGGAGCGUGCCAGCCAGAUGAUUGAAGACUUCGAGCCAUUCGAGGGAGAGCCUCUGUUGGACGCCAAGUGCUUCAAAUAGAAAGUGAAUCAAAUCAAAUGCAUCAAACUCUUCUUAAUUUAAGUCUUGUUGGGGUUGACCCUAGUUCUUUUGUAGUGAAGUGAGUUUUGUUUGUUUUGUUCUAAGCAUUUCCUUUUGCUGUCAUAUGAACGGCUGUUGUUUUGAAACUUGAAUCAUAUAGCUCAGCAACUUUUGACGACUCUUACAAUGGUUGUUAUAUAUUCAUGGGAUUGUCGGUUGACUAAGGGCUGUGUUCAUCUCCAUCUGUCUGUGUCAUUAGAUUUCGUGGGUGAGGUAACAAGAUUGCUGAUAUAGUGAGUUCACCUUUUCGUCAAAGCUCUCUUGUAGGCUCUCCAAACUAAUCACAUCGACGAAGGUGGUCAGAUGCUAAUAAUAAUAAUGUUUUUAAUCCAAAUCUGUAGGUUAAUAAUUUUGAUCCAAAUUUUCGCAAUUGGGUAACUAAAGUAGUGACAGUAUCGAUCGAGAAUCAUAUCACGUUAUCAACAAUUUUCUUUUAGAGCUAAUCGGAUUAAUUACCCUGUAUCGUUCGGUAUCCCUAUUAAGGUUGCACAAUUUUUACAUGUCAAUCCAUUAUUGUCUUGAUAGGCAAUUACGUUGUAUCAAUUAUGUUCAGUUAUUAAGAGCUCGUUAUCAUUUUUAAUUUAAUGAACAACUAUAUGCAUUAAUGUUAUGUUUCCGAUGAACCCAAAUAAUUAUAAUUUGAGAUAUGUCUAAUUCAAGCUUGUUCAGUUUAAAAAUGAGGACUACGACACUGCCCUUGCAAUAUGGUUACCGUUAUGGUCUCAUCUAAGUAAGAUUUUAAAUAACACAUGUGGUGCAUAACUUAUACGUAACAUAAUAAAAUGUCACUCAUAAUUCUAAGGAUACCGAUCGUUACAAUUUAAUACCGAAAUAACGAUGAAACUAUUAUAUAAACCCGUUGAAUCAAAUCAUACAUGUUUG